Ylistrum balloti is the source of this 6918-nucleotide messenger RNA. Its product is annotated as DDB1- and CUL4-associated factor 8-like. Gene Ontology annotation, cellular component: cytoplasm; Cul4-RING E3 ubiquitin ligase complex. The coding region runs from base 111 to 2387 and encodes 758 amino acids. NCBI's taxonomy places the organism in Eukaryota, Metazoa, Mollusca, Bivalvia, Pectinida, Pectinidae. Gene Ontology annotation, molecular function: protein binding. The record is from RefSeq and is a predicted model, not a curated record. The transcript is spliced from 14 exons.
GCAAAAAGGAAAACAAGAAGUAGCCAGUUUCGAGCUGACGACAUGGACAUUUGAAGAAAGGAUUGUAUGACAGUGCUGGAGACACUGUUUUGGCAGACUUCAGUUUAAAGAUGGCUGAAGUGGGAAGUGAUGAUACUGACAACACCAAUGACAAACUGAUUCCGAAAGAAAAUGGUAGCUCCCCUGCCAGGGGAGACCACUCUCACAGCGAAUCUGGCAUUGACUGUGACCUUGCUUCCCCAGUGAAGCUGGGGUCUAUUGUGAUAGAUAGUGUUGAUGCAGACACUUCCCAGUGUGAAGGUAGGGAAAGGGAGGAUGAGGGAACGGUAGAGGAGAAUGAGCUUGAGGGCAACAGAGAUAAUCAUCUUAGUCUGGGAUUUAUGAAAAAGGAUGACAGUGGUAUUGAUAUCAGUCGAUCUCCCACUAGUGGUAAAGACAGUUCCAUUCUGUCAGACAACAAUGAGUCACUGAGUGAUAGCGGAGCAGGUUCAAGGACUAAUUCAGUCAGUGAGGCAUCUAUAUCAAAAGAGUGUACACAACAGAAACUGUCAAAAGGUGGAGCCGAGACUUUUACUACAGAAAUUGAAAACAUGGACACUGACGAAAAUAAUCAAGCAAGUGCAGUAAAAGUCUCCAGCACUUCAGUGUCGUGUUCUGAAAAUGAUGAAAAGGACAGUGAUGACAGUAUAGAUGAUUCAGGACAGUCAAGUAGAGUUAGAAAGUUGCGUGAAUCAAUACGACGCAGGCUCCGUGACAAACGUCGAAGACACUUUCUCUUGGAUAGCGAUGACACAGACAGUGACAAUGAUGAUCAUUCAUCAGGAUCUCCAUCAAAUCAAGAGAAUGUGAAAACUAAUGAUGAUUCUGAUGAGGGUAAUUCAGAUGAAGAAGAUGAUGAUGAAGAUGAUGAUGACGAUGAUGAUGAUGAACACUCAAGUGUAAAAAAGGCAAAAUCUUCUAAUGAUAAGCCUGCGAAAUCAGACACUGACUCAGAUGAAGAUGAAAUGGUAGACAUGAGUAAAAAACCAAAGCAAAUUUGGCGGGCACUAUUUGACUGUCGCGAUAGAGAGUAUGGAUUCAAUAGCCGUGUGCCCCCUGCCAGCUUUAGAGAGAAAGUUCAAGGCAGUCUACAGAUGGUACAGAGGUUUAAUCUCCAAUACAAAAUGGAAUACCAUGAAGGCUGUGUAAAUGCUCUCCACUUUAACAGAAUAGGAACACUACUUGCCAGUGGAUCUGAUGAUUUAAACAUUGUUCUGUGGAAUUGGAUAAGAAAUCGCCCUGCUCUUGUUUAUGACAGUGGUCACCGUAGCAAUGUCUUUCAGGCCAAGUUUAUGCCAUUUAGUGGUGACUGUCAUGUUGUGAGUUGUGCCAGAGACGGACAAGUCAGACUCGCCGAGCUGUCACUUACUGGUGUGUGCAAACAGACAAAGAAACUAGCACAGCACAAAGGUGGAGCUCACAAGCUUGCGCUGGAGCUCGACUCUCCCCACGUUUUCCUGAGUUGUGGUGAGGAUGCAAUUGUGUAUGAAAUAGACCUGAGAGAGGACAAGUCUAACAAGCUAGUCCUCACAAAGGAAGGGGAGAAAAAAGUGCCUCUCUACUCAAUCCACUCCAAUCCAGCAAACUCCAUGGAGUUCUGUGUAGGAGGUCGCGAUCACUUCAUCAGAAUCUACGACAAGAGAAAAAUCAAUAGUAAUGAAGAUGAUGGCCUACUUAAGAAGUUCUGUCCUCAUCAUUUGGUCAGCAGCAGUGUAAAAGCCAAUGUUACAUGUGCUGUAUACAACUACAAUGGAACAGAAAUUGUAGGAUCCUAUAAUGAUGAGGAUAUCUACCUGUUUAAUAACUCCCAUUCCAGCGGUGCUGAACACAUACAUAGGUACAAAGGGCACCGUAACAAUGCCACAGUGAAAGGUAUCAACUUUUAUGGGCCACGAAGCGAGUUUAUCGUCAGUGGCAGUGAUUGUGGCCAUAUCUUCCUCUGGGACAAGGAGUCCGAACAAAUUGUCCAGUUCAUGGAGGGUGAUGAUGGUGGAGUGAUCAAUGUCCUUGAGCCCCACCCAUUUGCACCAGUUCUUGCCACCAGUGGACUUGACCAUGAUGUCAAGGUUUGGGCACCAACUGCCGAAGAACCAACACAGCUUGAAGAGCUCAGGAAGACAAUGAAGAAGAACCGUAAGGAGAGAGAGGAAGAGAUGGUGAAUGAACCAGACAUGAUAGAUGGACAGAUGCUCUGGUACAUAAUGCAUCACAUUCGGCGAGCUCAGAGACGAGCUGAUCAGGAUGGUACAGCUGGCGAUCAGGCAUCAAACUCCAGUGAUAACAGCGAGUAUGAUACAGAGGACUCGGAGGAGAAUGCCCCUUACAGAAUGUCAUGUAACCCCUCUUAAACAGUCUACAGAUGUCACAGCCAUGCAAGAUAUAAACAGUUAACGGUUAGGUGACAAUCAGAAUGCUGUUCUGGAAUUUCUCAAAACAAUAUUCUCAAAUGGCUGACAGCUUUUGCCAUAAAAUCUUUGUCAAACUUCAUUUUGAAAUUAGAAGAUUGGAAAAUUGCAUAUUUUUUUAUAUAAAAGACCUAUAUUUUCUUCUUGGCAUUGUAGAAAUAUGACACAUCAAUUUGAAUAAGAAAAAUUUGUGGAUUAGUUACCGUAAAUCCUUAGAAUUUCAAGAAUACUUGUUUUUCGCAAACUCCACACAUAUUCGUAAAUACAUUAUUGUGCGAAUGCUGACCUGAAACUGAAUUUAAAUUCACAAAUGAUGGGCUACUAGAGAUCAGGACUCUUCAAGACUCAGAUGUCGGUAACCAAAUCAACAUUUAAUGCUAUCCAGAGUUAUUUUGUACAAACAAUUGGGAAGGAUUUGAAUUUGUGAUUGGCUCUUCUCGCAUAUUAACACAAAAAUAAAUCAAAGAUGUAAGUGGUUUACAAAAUGUACGAUCGAUGUGCAGAUAUUUAUUAUGGUAUAAUUCUAGUUGGUAUGAUACAUAGGUACACGUAAGCUUACAUUUUUAAGUGAUAAAUGAACAGUUCAGCUACAGAAAAGUAGCAAAGAAAUUCUCUACAAUACAAUGCUGUUAAUGGUGAUAUUUAAUCCAUUUCCUUCAAGAAUUAGGAAUUUAUAGUCAAUCUUUAAUGAAAGGCAUACAUUUUCGCAAACAUUACAGGGUUCUAAUCAGUGAAAUAAAUUUUUAAAAAAAUGUUGGCUGGGUAGAAGCAUUAAAUGUUGUUUGUAAGGAUAGACUCAACAAGAACAUAAAUAGUAACAAUCAGGUGAAAGAACGGAAUGUUUUUGUUACAAUACAACUUACCUUGAAGAUAAAAAGUAAUGAAUAAGAAUUUAGGUGAAAGAAAUGUUUUUAUAGUUAAUUGACUUUUAUGAAAUUUUCUACCCUGGAAAGGGCACAUUGGACUUACAUCAUGAAAGAUGAAUAUCUCAUGGUAUACAGUAAUUGAAAACUUUCAACUAUCUGAAAAUUUACGAGUACAUGUGUAGAGAUUUGUUUUCAGUCUGUUCGUUGACAUUUGCCUUAUACCUGUGAAUGUCACCAUUCUGUGUUCAUAGGCUGUUUCAAAUACCAAUUACUGUAACUCAUGAAAAAUAUCUUCAUAAAUGCAGAACUGUUGGAAAUCACCACAAGAAAUACAUACUGUCCAUUGACUUUUAUCUCUGUACUUCAUUGAUCUUUAAUUUCACAGGUCUAAAAUUCCAUUUGUCCCAGCCUUAGCUACUCUGUGAGAACUUCUUUACCCAAUCAAUUGCAGUAUUUGUUUUAAAUGGACCUACAGAGCCAACACAUAACCUUUAAUCUCAAUAUUGUUGAGAUUGGCUUUGUAAACAGACUUUGAUAUAGCAUAGAGUUGAACCUUAUCAUCUCGAAGUUUAGGGAAUCAUAGGAAACUACGGGUUAUUGGAGUAAUCAGUUUAAAAGAGUUUGAAUGUUUAGCAUGAAAUUUUCCAAGGACCAGCGGAGUACUUGGAAUUAAUCAAGGUUGUUGAGUUAUGGAUAACAAGGUUUGACUGAAGCGGAUGGGUCCAUUACCUGCUUUAUUACCAGAUAAUUGCAGUAAUUCUCAUUGUUUUAUAUCUGGUUAUAAACACAGAACUGAUUCUGAUCUCUCUGGUCCAUCGAUAAUGACUACAGGAUCACAACGUCAAAUUUCACAGAAUUUGCAGACAAAGAUCUCCAUGAUGCAGAUAUUCAGAGUGUGAACAAGCUUUCUGGAUAAACAUGUAUCUUAUUAAACUACAUGGCUUUAUGUUACAUUAAAGAACUGUUUCCAAGUUUAUGACACUUUUCUAUGUGUGUCAGUUCUAGAAUUAUAUAUCUUAAAACUUGUUGGAGAAUACAUAUCUGAUACAACUUGUAUAUUUGUAUACAUCAUGUGACAAAUGGCCAUAUUUAUUGGGCAAUAAGUCCAUGUGUGGUAAUAAGCCCACACACAUCUAUCGUUUGUGCUGCAUGAAGCCCUCGGAGCCUCACGAGCUCUUGUUUGAUGCUCUGUAUCAGUGGUGGUUUGUGUUUCACAGGAAGCUAAGAAACAGAUCUCUGCUGUUGGGGUUGUGUCAUGUGUGUCUUAAACCCAAAUUGCUGUGGACAACAUGCUAUCAGCUUCCCUUAUUGUGUUCAGUGCGGUAGUCAGCACUACAGUAAACGUGGAUUGCUACUGAAACUACAAUAAAUGUGGAUUACUUAUAUUAAGACGCACUGGUAUAUUGUUGUUUUAAUAGGGUAGAUUACAACAUUAUCAAUCGAUUUCAAAGAAAAAGAAUUAAAUGAGAUCACUAGAAAUGGUCACAUUGUUACCUCACUUUUAUAUUAUUUAAGAACUAAAGCCAAAAUACAAGUAAAAAACCGUUUUUUUUUAUUUUUUGGAAGGAAAAGUUAGCUUAACUGUUAUGGUUCUUUGAUCAGGGCUGUUCCAGUAAAAAUCUGCUUUAACCCAGAGCUCUUCAAAUAAAUCACUAUUGUCCAUGGUUUGGUCAUCUUCACUAGCCAAGGCCACUUAGUUUCAUGGCAUUGCCAUGAAAGGAAGUGGCCUUGGCUAGCAAAGAUGUGGUUUGGUUUACUUGUCUAUUAUUUCUAAUCAAAUUAUCAGUUCAAUUUUCGCAUGGUACCCUUAAUGAAAAAUGUGGAGAUCUGGGGUACAUGUUAAAGAUGUUUUACUGGGCAGCCCUUAGGCCAAGAUCAUGCUCUAGUUUCAUUUAAAGUGGGAUUUAUACUUAAUGUCUAAGUACAGAUCAUUUUCAUAUUUAAAGAACAUUAAAUGAAUAAUUUGCUGUGAUACUGUUUACUUGUUCAGUAGUUAGGUCUCUCUAAUGUUAGCAGUUUUCGGGUUGUCAUUUCUAACAAUGAAGCCAUUGACCUAAUUCUAAGUGUUAUUUAGCAGUGAUAUUGAUAUUUUGAAAUCUUUAAUAUUUAUCACGCCAUUUCCAUGUUUUUCAGAAUUACACACUGGUACAAUUAAAUUGAUAGUUUUAUACAAAAUUGUUUAUUUGACUUAAUUUAUUGGUAAUGGAAUAAAGUUAUACAUGUAUAAAGUGUUUUACCUCUUAUGAUGUUGAUAAAUGAAAAUAAAUAGAUACACAUUCCCUUUUGUUGUAUCUUGCUGUAUUGAAGAGGGAAGAUGUCAUAUGUCAUUGUUUAUAAAUAAGUCUGAAAAUCCUUGAACCUUUCCAACACCUUUUAAGUAUUAUAAUGUAUCAGAAAUUAACUUUAUUUUCGUAAUCAGGCAGUGUGGAGACUUGUGGCACAAUUCUCACCUGUGAUCUCUUUGAUAAACAUAAAAGGAAUCACAGAGUAAAAUAAAUGUUAAGAUAACCAGUUUUUUGUAUAGUCAUUAAGCAUUGGCUUUACAAUUGGUAAGAAAAUAUCUUAAAUCAAUUAAACAUCUACAUGCUAUUGACUUUGUUGACAUUCCAAGAGUACAGAGGAGAUUUUUAAAUGGAGAUAAGAGCUCUUGCAUUUUGAAGACAACCAUAUCCUAGAAAAAAUCCUUCUCUAUGCAGUAUUUGCUGAAGUUUCUUGAUACAAGAUAAAAAAUUAUAAAAAAAAAUAUAUGAUUCUAAUUAAGAUAUAUGAAACUCGAUCAAAGUUUCUGUUUUCAUAAAUUGCUUGCAUCAUAAAAUGAAACACAAAAAUGUUCCUCAAUCACAUAAAUAUAAUUUCAUGUGCUAUUUACCUUAUAUAUAUUUGAUGUUUUCCAGUUCUAAAACAAAAUUAUGGGUUGUUUUUAACACUGAUCAUUGUCUGCUAGGUCUCUGUUGUUGUUAUGUAUUGAUAUGUAGACAAACUCAGCUUCUCAGUUACAUUUUUCUGACCACCUGAAACUGUUGACAAAUUUGGUCUUUGUCAUUACUGUGAAUUGAAUGGCUACAUUUCAAAAAACAUUUCUGCAAUCUUUUUUAAUGCUUAUGGAAAACAAUAGAGAAUUUAAGGACAAAUUCAUCCUUAACACCUUUACAACAAUAUUUUCCCACAGUUACAUUUGUUGAACUGCAGCCUGAUGCUAUUGGUAAUGAACGGUUUAUUGUAUUUUUUUGACAAUUCUGGAUGAUGAUGUUUCUUGAAGAGCCCCAGAUAUUUGGUGCUCAAUUUUGAUUUGUCCAAGAAACAAUGCAUGCAUGUUUUGUAUAUAUAUUUAAUAAAAUUGUAAAUAAAUCUGAUUUCUCAGAAGUUAAAUUUGGCUUUAGUUAAAUUAAAGCAGCUUUGCAUAAUGUAUACAGACACCUGUGUGUAUACAGUGAGAGCUUGUGUCCACACAAUAACUGUUAUUGGGGUGUAGUAUAACAUUGUAUUGAUGUGAUUGUGCUACUAAGUGUGUGCAUGGGUCUCAACAUAUCUAGUCAAGGUAGCAGACCUUUUCACAAUUGAGAGUUUGAAUUCAAUUUUUGAGUAAUAAAAUAAUUGUAAAAUUAAAA